Peniophora sp. CBMAI 1063 is the source of this 1335-nucleotide messenger RNA. The record is from the annotation of a GenBank genome assembly. NCBI's taxonomy places the organism in Eukaryota, Fungi, Basidiomycota, Agaricomycetes, Russulales, Peniophoraceae.
AUGUAUUACUCCGCGCUGCUUGCCCCGCUGCUGUUGGCCUCAACCGCCAUUGCCGCACGUAUCGUACCAGGAGCAACAUGGACCGACACUAGUGGCAAUGUUAUACAAGCGCACGGUGCAGGGAUACUCAAGGUUGGAAGCACGUUCUACUGGUUCGGGGAGGACAAGGCCGCCAAUAGCGCGCUGUUUCAUGCCGUGUCUUGCUACUCUUCCACCGAUCUCGCAACCUGGACGCGUCAGACCAACGCAUUAUCACCAGUUGCGAACACAAUGAUCUCCUCGUCGGAUAUCGUCGAGCGCCCCAAAGUCAUCUACAACACGAAGAACUCCGAGUACGUUAUGUGGUUCCACUCGGACACCAGCAAUUAUGGCGCGGCAAUGGUCGGUGUUGCAACGUCGAAGACACCCUGUGGCCCGUACACAUACAAGGGUAGCUGGAAACCUCUCGGAGCCGAUUCGCGAGACGAGAGCAUCUAUCUAGAUGACACGGGCAUUGCGUACUUGUUAUACGCAUCUGAUAACAACCAGAACUUCAAGAUCACGCAACUCGACUCGAACUUCUACAACGUCACGACUACAGUGGCCGAACUCAGUGGCGCAACACUUGAGGCUCCAGGUAUAGUCAAGCGAAGUGGGAAGUACUACCUCUUUGCGUCGCACACGUCGGGAUGGGCUCCCAAUCCCAACAAGGUCUUCACUGCUUCGGCGAUUUCGGGACCAUGGUCGUCGCAACAGGACAUCGCGCCAGAAUCUUCAAACACCUAUUAUUCGCAGAACGCGUACGAUCUUCCACUCGGCAGUAGUGCGAUCUACAUGGGCGACCGCUGGCGCUCAGACAUCCUUGGCACUUCUACUUACAUAUGGUACCCGAUCGACUUCUCAGGGAGUGUACCUACACUGGUGCACGCUGACGUAUGGGACCUUGACAUCGCGGCCGGCACAUACAGCGUUGUUUCUGGUACGACCUACGAAGCGGAGUCAGGCACGCGGAGCGGUUCUGCGACACUCAUCACCAGUUCUUCCAUGUCUGGUGGGAAGGCGGUAGGGUAUCUAGGAAAUGGCGGCUCCGUCGCGAUCACCGUCCAAGGAAGCAAUGCCAACGCAUGGAUCUCGCUGUAUUAUGCCAAUGGAGACUCUUCCUGGCGCAACACGACUGUCAGUGUCAACGGCGGCACCCCUGUGACCGUAGUACAGCCCAGCACAUAUAACGGCCAGGUUACGCUGAGCGUGCCUGUGCGCGUUCAUCUCAACUCAGGUUCCAAUACGCUCACUUUUGGAGCAGGCCAAUCGAAUUAUGCAGGAGACCUGGACAAGAUCAUCGUGUAUCCGGCAUAG